GUUCACCUUUUCUAGCCAAUGAAGAUGGUGUACUCGGAGGUGUGAUAGUUCUUCGGUCUUGCAGGUGUUCAGCAGAGCCUGAAUCAUCACAGGAAAAGCCAACUUUACUAGUGGAAUUUCUGUGGAGCCAUACAACAGAGAGCAUGUGUGUAGGAUAUAUGUCUGCACAGGAUGGCAAAGCCAAGACUCACAUUUCAAGACUUCCUCCUGGAGCCGUGGCAGGACAGUCUGUGGCGAUAGAAGGAGGAGUUUGCCGGCUGGAGAGUCCAGAAAGCUAAACAGCUGAUUCCUCACUUCAUUGCAAAGAAUGUGAAUGACUUUUUGUACAAUAAGUUUUUUGUGUUUUAACAGAUGUUGGAAAUUCUACUCUUGUUUUAUAUCCUGUCUUGCAACCAUGUGCACCAUAACUUGAGACAAGUGCUGCUGUAGUUUAUGUUCUCACUCUGUGAAUGGGGGUGUCUGCAUGUUCAUUUUUUCCCUAACAAAAUAGGAACUCUUCCCAGUUGUGUGAAGAUUAUGUGUGGUUAAUGAUUGCGUUUUCAUUGUUUUAUGUUUGAAAAAUAACUGAAAGUUCAAAAAAAAAAAAAAUUUUAAAGAUAUGGUCACAAUUGUCAUUCAUGUUCUAAAUUUACAAGUAACAGGCCUUUGAAGUGGCUAUAUACUUAUGCAAAAAUUAUUAUGGUUUCUAAGUUUCUCAGUGGUUUAAGGAAAUCCAGUGGUCGUUUAAACAUGGGUUGGUUUUUUCCUCCCCAAUAAGGAGGAAUUUUUUUGUCAAAGAAUGGUUUCAGUGAAACAAACUAGAGCAAAAUUAAGGCUAGAAUUGUUUUUAAAUAGUCUUAUAAGUCAUAUCUCUGUUCCCAAACUAAGAUGUUAAUAGCUUCAAGCUCUAUGUAUUACAAAAAGCUAUAUGAAGAUAAUGUAUUGUAACGCAGUCUUUAUGUAUAAUGGAAUAUUACAAUGUAAAUAAGAAAACAAAGUUUAUGGAAAGAUUCGAUAUUAUUCUUCGCUUCUGUUUUAAAUCUAUUUUUGAGAGGUACAGAAAUUGAACAUAUUACUGGAUGCGAAGUGCAAUGUGUAUUAAAUGGAUGUUGGGAGGUCUGAUGCUAGCUUUCGUAUUGACAAAGCAACUUCCUGAAGUCCAGCCACAGCAUGGCUAUUUAUAUAACUGUGUUUAAUAUGUAUUACCGUGCAUAAAUUUACUGUAAUUCUUUUUAUACCUUCAACAAAACUGCAUUCUAAAACAGUGUAAUCCUUGUCUGCCUUGUGAAGCAUUGGCAGCUGAACUGUCGUUUGUCACCAGUUCUAAUAUGUUAGCCAGAUCACCUGAGUCCUAAAAAUGAGUUCUGACAUACAAUCUUCAGUACUUUUUUCUUCACAGCACUGGCAGCAAUAGAAGACUUUUGUAAUUAAUUCAUUGUCCUGAUAAGUAUGCCAAAGAGAAACUAAAAUAGUUCAUCUUUUUCCCUGGUGGAUAUUUGAUAAUUUUGUUUUCAGAAAUAGUGGAUGAAUAGAUAUUCGGACUGUAUUCGCUUAAGCGGGCAUUGUACUUGCCUGUUUUGUAAUGUUGUGCCUGCCUAUAACAGACAUACUUGACUGAUUAAAUGGUUACAUUGAUUGUAGUACCAAUCUUUCAUGGAUAAAAAUCUUAAUAAAUUUUUUUAAUAGCCUGAGUUAAUUUUCACUCUUAUGUUACAAUGUACAUUAAGAUA
Molecule: messenger RNA, 1709 nt
Organism: Balearica regulorum gibbericeps (East African grey crowned-crane)
Lineage: Eukaryota; Metazoa; Chordata; Aves; Gruiformes; Gruidae
Source: RefSeq, a predicted model, not a curated record